Molecule: messenger RNA, 696 nt
Organism: Fusarium sp. VM40
Lineage: Eukaryota; Fungi; Ascomycota; Sordariomycetes; Hypocreales; Nectriaceae
Source: the annotation of a GenBank genome assembly
AUGAAAGUCCUCUUCCUAGGCGCAACAGGCUCCAUUGGCGGCGAAGCCCUCCGACAAUGCCUCGCUCAUCCAAAGAUCACUUCCGUGGUCGCCUUUGUACGUCGACAGCUUCCCGACGAUGUGCGAGAUAACCCCAAAGUCCAAACCGUCAUGGUGAAAGACUUUGUUGUUUGGCCAGAAGAUGUUCUGCUGCCCCACGUUGACGCUGCUGCUAUGGUUUGUGCGAUGGGCUCAUAUACAGGAAACGUCAAUGUCGAUAUGGAGUAUCCUUUCGCAUUCCAGGUUGCGUUCGCACCACUUUUGAAGAAACAACCCAACAGGCCUCGGUUUCGCUUCAUCCAUCUCAGCGGACUAUUCGUCAUUCAAGACCAAAAAGCAAAACUCUGGGUCAACGACUUCCCUCGUAAACUCAAGGGCUUAUAUGAAACCCGCUCGCAAAAGCUCGCGGAGGAGUACGCGUCUGUAUGGAGAGUGUUUAUGCUACGACCUGGUGGUGUGAUUACACGAAGGAUGAGGGUCCCAGGGAAGAUCUUCCAAAUCCUUUUGGGUGAUGAGUGGGUUAUUUCUAAUGAGGAGCUUGGUGCGUUUUUUACGUACCUGGUUGUUGAAGGGGAGACGGAGCCGGAGGAGACGUUUUUGAUUAAGAAUCCGGUUAUUGCGCAACGUGGGAGGAAGAUUCUGAGGGAGAAGCAAUGA